Molecule: messenger RNA, 651 nt
Organism: Hevea brasiliensis (rubber tree)
Lineage: Eukaryota; Viridiplantae; Streptophyta; Magnoliopsida; Malpighiales; Euphorbiaceae
Product: basic leucine zipper 34-like
Exons: 4
Coding region: 1-651 (216 amino acids)
Biological process (GO): positive regulation of DNA-templated transcription
Cellular component (GO): nucleus
Molecular function (GO): DNA binding; DNA-binding transcription factor activity
Source: RefSeq, a predicted model, not a curated record
AUGGAGGGAUUGACCAAGAAAAUCUUGUCAAGGUCUCAUUCUACAUUGGCAUCGGAUGAUAAUCAAAGCUCUAACAAAGAAGUUUUAUCUGAUGAACCCACUAUUAGGAACCAACUUCAGGCUCCUCAUGGUCGCGUACAAGACCCUAACAUGGACCCGAAGAAGCUCAAAAGAGUUUUGGCAAGCAGACAAUAUUCUCAAAAGUAUCGACUCAAGCAGCUCCAUUAUAUUCUACAGCUUGAAACAGAAGUGAAAGCUCUCCAGGCUGAAGUGGCAAUUACCUCUCCUAGGAUCAAGUAUGUUGAUCACCAAAAUUCUUUAUUAAGGAUAGAAAAUGGUUCAAUGAAGCAAAAACUUUCUGCCUUUUCUAGUGAUCUUAUGUUCAAAGAAGCUCAAUAUGAAGAGCUAAAGAAGGAAAGGGAUCUCUUGAAGCAAUUCUAUGUGGUGAAUCAACAACAACCACUAGAGUUUUUUAAAAUAAAACCAAUUGGGAACUAUCAAUUACUGAAUAUGAACUUGAAUCACUCUGCUUUCAAUCCCUUUUUUGAACCUGUUGCUACUGUUGGGGUGUCACAAAUAAUGAUAAAUCAGAACUUGAACCAGUUUGGCACUGGACAAAUUAUGAAUAAUGAUUCAACCAAUUUUAUUUGA